GAUGCUGUAACUGCACUGUCUUCAUCAACGUUGUUUAUCUUCACCAGUUUCAAAUCAUUCCGCGUCAAGUCUCCGAUUUCUGUAUUCCUCCACGGUAUACUAAUUAGGUCCAUUGCAACUGGCUCCGUAGCCCAAAGUGCCCGCCAAAUCCUAGCAAUCGCACACCUUUACAAGAAUGAGUCACUACCAUCAACGAAAGGCAUGCGAGCCGCCAAUAGAAUCAACCCUAAGCAAUACACCUGCCAUUUGGGGGAAUUGCCUACCACGGGAUGAAGUUUGUCCAGAUACGUACGGGAAGAGAAGGUAAUGGAAGAGGGUUGAGCGGGCAUUCUACCUCGGUCGAACUCGCGGAGGAAAUAAACAUUUUGAUAACUCCAUCUUGCGCUCUCCAAGAGAUAGCGCCGCGAGCGAGGGGUGGAAUGUUCCGAAACUGAUAUAAAAAGCUGGCCGUCGUCCUGAACAUCAAGCUGCUUGCCCUGCUUCUCUCCAGGUCACUACAGCCAAUUCAUCUCCCUUCUUCCUUUCGGACAGCGCUACUGAAGCUAUCCUCAAUCCACGAGUAACCGCCGACAGGAUGGCCACCAACUAUACUUUCCAAGGCUGGAUGGGCCUCGACAAGGACUCGGCAAAAGGCAAUAUGGUCUGGCAGAGUUACACCCCAAAGCCCUUUGAAGAAACUGACGUCGACAUCAAAAUCACGCACACUGGAAUCUGCGGAUCGGAUUUACAUACGCUCCGAUCCGGAUGGAGUCCGAGUCUCUACCCCGUCUGCGUGGGCCACGAGAUUGUUGGAACUGCUGUGCGCGUUGGCUCAAAGGUGGAAAACGGGAUUAAAGUAGGCGACCGCGUGGGAGUAGGGGCUCAAAGCGGUUCUUGCCUUCGCCCAGACUGCGAAGAAUGCUCCCACGACCUGGAGAACUACUGCCAAACCAAACAGACGGGAACAUACAAUUCGAAAUGGCCCGACGGGUCCAAAUCCUAUGGCGGGUAUGGCGAUUAUUGGCGCGGCCACUCCCAUUUUGUCUUUAAGAUCCCGGACGCAUUGCCCAGCGAUGUCGCUGCACCGAUGCUCUGUGGCGGAAUCACUGCGUUCUCCCCAUUGACACAGUACGGCGCUGGGCCGGGGAAACGCGUGGGUAUCAUUGGAUUAGGCGGACUGGGUCACUUUGGAGUCAUGGGUGCGAAAGCACUGAAUGUGGACAAACUCGUCGUGAUAUCUCGCACUUCUUCGAAGAAGGAUGACGCAUUCAAGAUGGGUGCCGACACCUUCAUCGCCACAGACGAAGACAAGAACUGGGCACGCACGCACCGCAGGUCUCUGGACCUCAUCGUCUCGACCGUCUCAAGCGCCAACAUGCCUUUCCAGCAAUACCUCCAACUUCUCCGCGUCGGCGGCACGUACGUGCAAAUUGGCGCCCCCGAAGACAAUAUCCCCUCCUUCAACGGCUUCGCGCUCCUCUCCAGGAAGAUUAAAAUCACGGGCUCCGGCAUCGGUUCUCCAAAGGAGAUCCGGGAGAUGCUGGAUCUGUUUGCACGGAAAAAGGUGUGGACGUGGAACAACAACUACCCCUUGAAGGAGGCCAAUCGCGCGAUCGUGGAUAUGGAUGCGGGCAAGGCACGGUAUAGGAUCGUGCUUGUCAACGAAGCACAUGCCAAUGAAAGCCGUCUAUGACCAUUUUGAGUAGCAGGGUCAGAGAAGCACAUGGACACGGGCGGCGAUGAAGGCGGGAGUGGAUCGCCUUCUUGACUUAGCCGAGAUGCCAGGUGUUGAGAACGCAUCCACUGCCAGAGAAGGUCCAGGAAACGGAGGCCGAACUUUGCAAUGUACCUGAUGAUAUUGUUCACGAGCUGAUCCAUGGCUUCAACAUUACGGCAAGGGAUCAAGGCGCAGUCCCCCAAAGGAUGCUAAGCCGUCAGAAGGGCUGUCGGUGUCCUAGUUAUUCAAUACCCAUCAACUCAGCCAGCUCCUCCGGACUCAAUGUGCUUCUCCUCCUCGAUGCCUUCCUCGUCUUGGGGGCACCAUCUCCAUGUUUCCGUUUCCCCCUUUUGGCACCAACAGCUGAUUUCAAGUCUUGCUGAGUUGCUAGAGCUUCUGCCUCUACCGCGGCGAGUUUUUCGUCUAUACUUAACGUCGGCUCCUGCUUCUUAAUCUGGAUCAGAAUCAGUACAACUUGUGCGCGUCCAAGGGUUGACAGAGUCGGAUGAUAUAAACCCUUACCUGCCGUGGGAUCCGGGAUUCCAAGUCCCUCGUUCUUUUCCCGAGCUCGCGUUCAUAGUGCUCAUCGUCAUUCUCUAAGUCAUGCUUGCCAUCCAUUGCACCGUCCAGACUGCCAAUACCGGAGUCUGCACUAUCC
Molecule: messenger RNA, 2354 nt
Organism: Cladophialophora immunda
Lineage: Eukaryota; Fungi; Ascomycota; Eurotiomycetes; Chaetothyriales; Herpotrichiellaceae
Exons: 1
Coding region: 575-1672 (365 amino acids)
Biological process (GO): alcohol metabolic process
Molecular function (GO): alcohol dehydrogenase (NADP+) activity; zinc ion binding
Source: RefSeq, a predicted model, not a curated record